CCCGCCGCUUCCCGUCGGCUCGCGUCAUCAUCCACCCCGGUCCGCCACGGUGCCACCUCCUCCCAUCCACCACACCGUCCUCCAUCACCGGCGGCCGCGCCAUCGCAUCGACGCAUCCACCGCCAUUCGUACAUAUCAGACAUCUAGAGGAGGCUAUACGUGAAGAUCGCAUGCGCCGAGUAAAUCGACGACCCUCCUUUUCCUCCCCAUCCGCAGCAGGUAUCCGCAGCGGACAGCGGACAUCAUGCAGCUUUCCUUUGUCGCGUCGCCAAACUGCCUGACUAUUGGCAUCAGAAUGAGCCCGUCUCGCCCCAAUUGGCCGCCGGGACAUUACACCGGCAUCUUGGCGCGCAGCCCGAACGGCCUCGCAAUCACAAUCACGGCUUCCCGUAUUCAAAGUGCCUGCAAAGUGCCUGUGAGUUACAUGACGGAGCGUGGAGAUUGUGGAAUUUCAUCCUCAGCUUCAGCUUGCCGAGCCUGUCAGCCAUGGGUCCCGGUCGGCGCGUGGCCUCUAUAUUCCUUUUUCCUACGCCUCUGCCACGUUUCGUCGUUCCUUUUUCCCACGCCUAGGUUUCAUUUUUUACUUUUCAUGGCCUUCUAUAUCCUUCUCGUGACGAUCCGCUUGCCAUUGGGGGUGGCUUCUGCGGCUGUGGCCUGCAUGACAGCGGCGCGCGCGGCGAGUGCGAAAUUACACAUGGAUCCCAUGGCCAGAUGGGUGCAGAUGGGUGAGCUGCAUCUUGCCUCUCUGCCUCUCUCUCUCUGCGGCCUGCCUUUCUUUUGGGGACGACGAUUGGCACAUCGUCGCCGUCUGCUUUGGGACGACGCGGUCCUUGUCAAUUGAGCUUUCGAUGAGGGGCCCGCCCCUCUGGUUGGAGGCUGAGGUGUUGAAUGGAUGGAGCCAAGCCGCUGUUAGGAUGCGAUAACCGAGGACCCAUGGCGGCUGUGGUCCUAGGUUCCGCCCUGGGGCAGGCAGUCGACGCUGCUCGAGGCUCUUGAACACCCUUGUC
This is a messenger RNA of Ilyonectria robusta, 1007 nucleotides long. RefSeq lists its product as uncharacterized. The record is from RefSeq and is a predicted model, not a curated record. Lineage: Eukaryota; Fungi; Ascomycota; Sordariomycetes; Hypocreales; Nectriaceae. Bases 245 to 841 code for a protein of 198 amino acids. The transcript has a single exon.